AUGUCCAAACGUCCGCCGCCACCAAUAUACAAUGAUAUAGCUGAAACGAUUGGCAACACUCCAAUAGUUCGUUUAAACAUUUCCACCACUAGUUCUGAUACGUCUCUAUCAACAUUGAAUAAUAUAGAAUUCUUAGCCAAAUUAGAAUAUACAAACUGUUUGUCGGGAAGCAUUAAAGACCGUGUAGCCAAAAAAAUAUUACUUGACGCUGAAAAAUCCAAUAAAAUCGGACCAAAUUCAACUUUAAUAAUACCUACAAGUGGCAAUCUUGGUAUAAGCAUCGCACUUUUGUCUCAAAGAAAAGGAUAUAAAACCAUCGCACUUGUGCCGGAACGUACAAGCAUCGAUCGUAUUCGUAUUUUAAAAUCAUUAGGAGUUGAAAUUAUAAGAACACCAAAUGAAGCUAGACCUGGAUAUGCGGAAAUGACUCUUAUAUCUCAAAAGGAACAAAAAGUUGAGGAUAUUGGCAAUAAUUUCACACCUUCUAUUUUGGAUGUUUCUCUUAUUGAUGCAUGGGCAAAAGUCAGCGAUAAAGAAUCAUUUACUAUGACAAGAAAAUUGAUUAGUGAGGGAUUUAUGGCUGGAUCCGUUGCUAGUGCAGCCUUAUCUUAUGCGCAGAAGAAUGUUCUUCCAGACACUAAAGCGCGUAUACUUUGUAUUUUGAAUGAUACAGCAAGAAAUUAUUCUAGUACUUUGUUAUCAGAAGAUUGGCUUUUAGAAAAUGACUUGAUGGAUGAGCAAACUAUCCAGAAGCUUGAGUACCAAAGAAUUGAAAAAUAUAGAGCGGCAAGCGUAGAAGAUCUCCAAUUACCAGCGGCUGUUACUGUACUCCCUAAUGUACCAGUAGCCCAUGCACUUGAUCUAAUGGUUGAAAGGGAAUUUUCACAGUUACCAGUGACCGAUUCGCAUCGUAAACUUCUUGGUUAUGUAUCAUUAACGUCUCUUCAAGAUAAGUUAGACUCAGGUGAUGCAACCUUAACAGAUGAAGUUUCCAAAUGGAUGUUUACCUUUGGAAAUAGAAAUUCGCAAAAUCAAAUACGCCGCCAAACGUAUCAAAUAAUCACACCUGACACACCAUUAGAUGAAUUAGCAAAGUUUUUUGAGAAACAUAGUUUUGCCAUUGUUACAGAUAGUGAAAGGAAAUGGGCUCUAGCUGUUACAACCAAGAUGGAUUUGAUUCGUUUUUUACGCCAUAGGUAA
Messenger RNA from Racocetra fulgida, 1200 nucleotides. NCBI's taxonomy places the organism in Eukaryota, Fungi, Glomeromycota, Glomeromycetes, Diversisporales, Gigasporaceae. The record is from the annotation of a GenBank genome assembly.